Molecule: messenger RNA, 921 nt
Organism: Carassius auratus (goldfish)
Lineage: Eukaryota; Metazoa; Chordata; Actinopteri; Cypriniformes; Cyprinidae
Product: synapse differentiation-inducing gene protein 1-like
Exons: 2
Coding region: 116-661 (181 amino acids)
Cellular component (GO): membrane
Source: RefSeq, a predicted model, not a curated record
ACAUGACUGACUGCAAAUUAACCAGUGUCCAGCGAGGAGCAUCUAGCUGUGCACAAAACGAAAAAGAGCAACCAUUAAGAUCAUUUAGUACACUUACAGGAAAUCAAGAGAAGAGAUGUACAAUCAAGGACCAUCAGUCGGUAGAAUAAACCCUACAUUCACUGACCCUCGGGAUGAACAGGAUCAUCUGGAGAAGUCAAGGAUGGGUCAGUCUGUGCAACAACCGUACUAUCCCUACACAGGAUACCAGAUUCCAAGGGCCAAUCCCAUUCCUUCUGGAUAUCCAAACCAACCGUACGGAGCUCCAGGAGCCCCUCAGGGCCAGUAUGUCCAUCAGUCAUAUCCAGGGAUGGCUGUGUAUCCCCAAGCAGCAUAUGAUGGUCAAACUGGGGUCACAGUUCAGCCCAAUGUGUUCAUGGCUCCACUGCUAAUGGCUGCUCCGGAUUAUUUGGGCUACUCCAUCUUCACCAUGCUGUUCUGCUGCUUACCUCUGGGCAUCGCUGCUGUUGUCUACUCGUGCUACACUCGAGAUGCUAACUUGGCUGGACAGCGAGAGCUAGCGAUGAGCCACUCCAGAGCGGCCUUUAUCCUGAACAAUGUGGCUCUCGGUAUCGGCCUCACAAUCACUGCAGUGUCGCUUAUCAUCAUCUUUACAUUAUGAACAGACGCAUUCUGCUUCAAAUGCAUCUACUCAUGCUGUAACUCAAGACUUUGAUUUUGUGGACGAAAUGACAAAUAUUUUCCAGACACUUUGAGGGAAUAAUCUAAUAUGGAUAUGUUUUAUUUCGUGUUGUAUUUAAUGCUGGCAGAUUGAGCUGUAAAUUGUACAAUUAUCUGUGCAUUUUGGGCGGAAAUUAAACUACAUUUCAAGUUAGUAGGCUGAUUUAAAAGGUUUCUUUCAAAUAAAGAAUUUAAAAGAAA